This is a messenger RNA of Rhea pennata, 7047 nucleotides long. It is a transcript of the gene RESF1, whose product is annotated as retroelement silencing factor 1. NCBI's taxonomy places the organism in Eukaryota, Metazoa, Chordata, Aves, Rheiformes, Rheidae. The record is from RefSeq and is a predicted model, not a curated record. Gene Ontology annotation, molecular function: histone methyltransferase binding. Bases 199 to 6096 code for a protein of 1965 amino acids. The transcript is spliced from 5 exons. Gene Ontology annotation, cellular component: nucleus.
CGGCGGUAGCGGCAGUGCCGGCGCGCGCGGGCGCCAGCGGCCGCCGGCCUUGCUUCCGCCUCCGCGGGCUGAGGAACUAUCGAGUGUAACAUUGGCAGUUGGAAAUCCUUAGCUUGAAUACAAAAGCCUGUCUUCUCAUCUAAGAGUCAUACAUCAUUAGUUUUGGUUUUGGACUGAAGAAAAAGAAAUCUAGAAAAGAUGGACUGGAAUGUAGGACCACUCCAGAAUACUGAUGCACAGAAUAACUUGCAAAGUCAAGAAGCGUGUUAUACUCAGGUGCUUUCUAAUGCACAGGCUUUUCCUCAAGCAAAUGCAUAUUCUUCUGAGAAUGUAUGCAGUUAUACUGGAAAUAACCACAUGAUGUAUCUGCCAACCAGCAAUAUAAAUGUUGUCUUCACUCCUGUAAAUGCUGAAGGAUACAAAAAUUCAGACCAGACCUUCUCAGGAGCAUCUGUAGCUGGCAAUGGAUUUGCCAUCUCAGAAUAUGCAGUUGAUCGGUGUCCACCUUCCCAUGUACCAUUAGCAACAAGACCUCCUAAUCAGGCGUCCCAUGUGCAGAUGCAGAUAACUCAGAAUCCAUGGCGAAACUCUAAGGCACAUACAUAUUCUCGUAGGAAGUUAGCUCCCCUACUUUCUCAAAUGAACUCUGGAAAUAACGUACAGAACACACAUCGAGAAUCCCAGAACCAGUAUCUCUCCACAAAUGGUUAUACUGUGCAGCCGCAAGUUUCACAGCUUAAUUCUAUGAGAACUACAAUGUUAUAUCAAAGUAAUCGUGAAUGCAUUAAUGCUUCAAAGGCGGGGUGUCUGCCACCAUAUAACAUGAAUGGUUCUGCUUCUUCUCAAGGCAUUCCAAUACCCAUCAAUCAGUCAUCCAGUCAGUAUACACAGUCUCAGAAUAAUUCUUUGUCCUUUGGUACAUCUGGACAACAUGUCCAAACCCAAAUAUAUUAUCCCAGUAAUCAGUUUCAAGUUUCACACUCCCAGAGUAAAAAUACUACUGUAAAUGUACCACUGCAACAAUAUGUACCAAGUCAGAUGGGAUCAGAAACUCAUAAUGGAUGUUCUGCACCAUCUUUUUUGCCUGCCAGCUGUGAUUCAAGAGCACAAUCUUUGCUAGGUGUUCAACAGGCAGUACAAAAUGUGUCUAAUGGAUAUACCCUAAACCAUCAGAAGCACCCAUCAGAUCAAAACAGUGCUUCUUGUUUUAACGAUACUCAGCAAUACUGGCAGAAACAGCAAUCUGGAGAAGUCAGUGAAACAGUUAGAAAUGUCUGUAAUUUGAGUGGAAAUGUGACAGCAAAUCGGCUUUUUAAUGAAAUGUCUACGGCAUCUACUGGAAUUUCCAAAGAAUUGUAUAACACUGUGCAAGAAAUAGCAACUGUUCCUUCUGUAUCAGCUUCAAAGCCACCAAAUGAUACUGCUUCAGUUCAAGAAAAGCAGACUACUAAUUUAAUGAAUGUGCCUAUUAAUUCUCAAAUGCCUUCACCAACAGGCGGUGGAAUAAAAAUUACAAAAGACAGACUAGCUUGGGAAGCUCAUAAACUGCUUUCUAUUAAAAAAAAAUGUCUCCUACUUGAAAGGAUGCUUCAGUAUAAAAAAAAGCUCUUUGCAGCUUCAGAACAUGACAAAAGUACUUCCACACUUACUCCAUGUAAUCAAAAUACUCCCCCUAAUUUUCUUCCCCACUUGCCCAAUCAAAAUGUAACAACUUCCGUGUCUGAAACAGUGAGGACAGCGAGUCAGCAGCACCUGAGUUUUAACUCUUCUCCCAUAGAAAGAAAUGACAGAAGCAUGACCAAUGUUGACAACAGAGGCUUAGAGAUAACUCAAAGUAAUCAUCAGAUGGAGCAUGGAAGCUUCUCAUCAAACUCCCUUUCCAUUUCCGCUCAGAGUAAACUCUCAGCUCAAUUAAAUAAUCCUGUGAGAGCUCCCAUCUUGGAACAAAAAGAUGUGUCAGCCUUGACUUCUUCUCAAAAAACUUUGGCAUCCUCUAACAAUACUUCAUGUUGUAGUCAAACUGAUAACCCUUUCAAAAUUGUAGGAAAGAACAUACCAACUAACCCUGGGAAGUCAUCAUUUCUUCAGUUUGUAUUGAGCAGCACAAAUAUUUUGAAAGAGAAGAGAGCUGGUGCUACUGCAGAUAAAAUACUGACAAGUCUUCUUUGUAAUGAAAAACCACUUGUAGAUUUAACGGGCUCAGAUGGAAGCUUAUUGAAAGAUGCGACUGAGAAGAGCAUAGAAAGUUUGAAAGGUGAGCAGGCAUUUAAAGUUCACACAAACCCUCUUGUAUCAGAAGCAGUGGGGUCUGAUGAAACUAGUUUCCAGAAUGCGGUAGGCCAGGAAAAAACACCAUUUACUGAAAAUUCAUGUUCUGAACAGAACAAUUGUACUUACUCUGUGGAAGAGCUGACUGCAUGCCUUGGCUUGUGGAGAAAACAUGCUACAGAACCUGUGAAUGUUCAAAAUAGCCAAUCAAACGAAAGCCUCACAGCAAAUCCAAUGUCUCUGUUACCUUACACUCAAAACGCAAUGAAUAAUAGAGAACAAAAUAACGUUUCAGUUAGUACCAAUGAAGCAGUGUUGCCUUUAACAACUCUUUCUGUAGGACAAAAACAUGAUAUGUUGUGUUCCAAUUUGAUUAAAAGUUUUGAACUCCAAGUUGCAGUUGUCUCUCCUUUAGUACUUUCUAAACAGAAAACACGGAAUGAAGAGACAGACAAGUUUCCAACAUCUGCAGGUACAACCUAUCCAGUGAUUGAAGCAGGAAGCAUAUGUAGCUUGCAAGAAGAAGGGAAAAAUGUUUUAACUGUGGUAAAUACUGAUAAAGGAACAAAAGAAACUGUUCCUUCAUCACCUGAUGACUGUGUUCUAAUAGAGGAAGUGGACUUAGAUUUGCAACAGACCAAAUCAGCUGAUGGAAAUGGAAUAGUUCAAAGCAGUGUGAAUGCAAGUGAUGCAUGUGAUAAAAAACAAAGGCAAGUUAGCAAAUCAGUGCAAGAUGCCAGAGAAAAUUUGCAAUUUGGGUUACCAGAUGAGGCUUCUGUUCCUGAACUGGGUGUGAAUUCUAGUCAAAUCUUUCAAAAAGAUAAAACAGACCAUAAAGACAAGCAAGCUGUGUUACAGCCAGGAAAUACUUCUACAACAGUGUUGGAAGAUGUAUUUCAUAUUUCUAGUGUAUGUUCUCUUGUUGAAGGUGAUACAUUUUAUAAUCCACAAAUAGCAAGUAUGUUCAGCUCAGCCCCUGUGACAAAUACAUUAAGUUGUGGUAGCUCAUUAGCAGAUAAUGCAUCUGACCCAAAACAAAAUGAGCAACACCUGGACUUGUGUAAAGAUGAACAGGAAUUGAGAGAGAAUGUUCUCCAAGGUGAGGGCUUUCUGCAGACGACAUUGGAAGACUUGUCAGGCUGCAUGAGUAAAGCAGAUAAGAUUUUGGAUGAUAUCACAAUUAGCAGUUCUGAGAAAGCAAGCAGUGGAAGUUCUCCUAAAACACUUUCUACCUCAGAACAAAAAAUAUCAGUAAAUGCAUCUUACAAGCAUCCUGAAAAUGAUUUGGAAAUUCUUGCUAGCAUAAACCAGGAGUUAACUCAAAACUCACAAGGUCCAUCAACUGGUGUAACUGCUGAAACAAACAUGUUCACUGUUACAAGAGACAGCAGUAAACAAGGUGACACAUACAGUAAAAAUAGUACAGAUGAGGAGACAAACCUUUUUGGAGGAGAACCUGUUAAAUGUCUAAACAGUCAGCUGACUGAACUUGUGGAAGAGUUUCCAUAUGGCAUUGAAGGUGCUGAUAUGCUAACAAAAGAUCCAGCACAAAGUGAUUUUGUGGCUGAAUGGACAGAGAAUCGACCUCAGAAAGAGACUCAAACUUGUAACCAAAAUUCUGAUCCAGUAGAUCAGAUACAAAUUACACUCUUAAGGUCUGAACAGACGCAAGAUGCAAAAGAUCCAGCACAAAGUGAUUUUGUGGCUGAACGGACAGAGAAUCAACCUCAGAAAGAGACUCAAACUUGUAACCAAAAUUCUGAUCCAGUAGAUCAGAUAAAAAUUCCACUCUUAACGUCUGAACAGAUGCAAGAACUGUUUCCUGAACCCAACCAGCAUUCAUAUAGUGAAAGCCAUAAAGCAACAAGUCAACAGGCAGAAAAAGAUUCAAUUGAGAAAGAGAACCUUGAAAGCAAUAUGCAGUCUGAUCAGAGCCUAUGCGAAGAGAAAGAAAAAACAGAAAAAAACUCUAGAAGAGAGAAAAAAACUUAUUGUUGUUUAAUGGGUUGGUUAUCUGUAGAGUAUGCAGUGCCACAAUGCUCCUGUGAAUCUAGAGUAUCUGAUUCUGAGAAAAAUCAUAGUGAUCAUCAAAUUUCAGAAUUUGAAAAUGCUAGUUCUAAAGAGAGAGAGGAAAGCAAUAUUAAAUCUGUUUCUAAAACAAAGAUGAACUGCACAGUGGAAAACCUGCCAACUGAAAAAUUUCAGAACAAUGUUGGCAAAAAUAAGAAAGAUUACACCUCUGUAAUGAACAAAGAAGCUAGGACAAAGGUGAAUAAUGAAUAUAAGCCUCUUGCAACGCAACAGGAAAAAAUCAAACCACUUAAUUUGUCUGAAAAAAAAGACUCUGAUAAAUUGAGAAGAAGCAACUGGAAGGAAGAGUUGCAAAUCUAUAGAAGAAUCCCUUCAUUAGGGAAAGAAUUUCAUUCUGCUGAGAAAGAUUAUCAGAGUGUCUCCAAAGAAGAACUGUUGCCAGGAAAAGCUGGUUGUAUGGAUGCAGACAAUAUGAUGUUGCCUAAAAAGAAAGACAGAGUUUUCAGGGUGGAGUCCCUUUCAAAAGAUAAAACUGAAAUAAAUUUGGCUGUGAAACCCAAGACAGACAUUUGCAAAUUUAAAAACUCAGAAAUUGUUGAAAUUAAGCAGUCUGAAGUCUAUGAAGGGCAUGAAAAUAUAACCUGUGAAGAGAAUUUGUGCGAAGAACAGAGCAGUAGGAAACAAAAGGAUGUACUUGGAAAAGAGGUAGGAGGUGAUAUCAGAGGGAAAGUAAAAUUAUCAGCAGAAAAAAAACAUAAAAAGUUGAACAGUUGUCGUACUGAUGCUAUUAAGUUCCCAAAUUUUGGCAAUAUAGACUUAAAGUCAAGAAGCCAUAAGUAUUCUCAGCAUAAAUCUGUAAAAACUCUUCCUUCACAGGAGAGUUCAUACAAACGGAAGAGGAAAGAAAAUAUGAUUGGAAAUAGAGACGCUAAGAAGACAAAGUUGGAAGAUGAAAGACUAAAACAGUCUGAAACAAAGAAUUCCAAGCAGCUUUUGCAUAAUCACAUGAUAAAUACUGACAAGACAAGAAAAUCAAAUGGAGAAAAUGGCUGGAAACGUAAGAGCUCAUUAACAGAUCACUCUGUCCUUAAACUACAGAAAAAAAGGGGUCGAUCUUCUACCAUCUCUAAAAACUACUUUUCUAACAAAGAGAGACAUCUCGAUGGUCAGAAUAAAGACAAGUCUUCUGAGAAAAUGUUUUCUGAUAAAAACCUGCUAUUUUUAAAUAGAAGAAAUAACAAAUUAAAAAUGUGCCUUCAAAAGGAACCGAAAAAACACUAUCUGAACAGAGUUGCAUUUAAACGUACUGCCCAGGAAAGCAUAUAUCUGACCAAAUUAGAAACAUCACCUGUCAGACCUGUGUGGCACAUGAAGCCUAAAGUGUCACAGAAUAGCUCAGAUGAGAAAAGAGAGGCUUCUCUCUCAGAAGAUGAGAAAUCACACAAACUGCAAGUACUUGAAUUUAAACUAUGUCCAGAGAUACUAUUCAGAAAUCCAGCCACUGAAGAAGAAAGCUCAGCUCCAAAGAAUAUCCUGGAAAGAAAUAAAUCUGUUGUGGCAGGUGUCAAGAGUAAAAAAGAAGAUUGGUUAAAAUAUAAUCCAGUGAAGCAAAGAAAGCUGGAAGGGGCCUGUACAGUUGAGGACAGUAUUCCACUUGAUACAGCUAUACAAAUCCUGGAAGGAGAUGGUGAGGCUCUUCACAUUCCAGUCAAAGACUCAAAAGAGAUGUUUCAGACUUACAGGAAAAUGUAUCUGGAAAAAAGAUGCAAAAGCGUAGAUAGCGUUCCUGUGUCAUAGGUUUCUCUUGGUAUCACUGGAAAAAACGUGCCAAUACCAAACUAUAUUUUUUUCUAUUUGCUUCGUAUUUGUCAAUGGUUGUAAAAAUUCUGUAUAUGUGUGUGUUCCUUUAUGUUGGCAGUAUAUUUUUCUCUAUGAGCCUCAUAUUUGUGAAUAACUGGAAUUUCACUUAUACGUCCUGUAUUUGUUGCACAGAUAGGGUUUGGUGCUGAAAACGUUACUGUCAAAUGUAUUAUCCUUUUUUGGCAUAUUUGAAUUUCUUUCUUUUUUUUUUUUUUUAUACAGGAGUUAGUUGACUCUUAAAAAAGAAAAAGAAAAAAGAAAAGCAAAAACUGCAAACAAACCUCAAACUCAUUUAGAUUGUAAUAGUCUUUUUCUUUCUUGAUUCUGGCAAGCUUCUACAUAUGAUGCUUUCCAUUGCUGGCAGUGGAAAAAUAUUCCUCGUGAAAGGGAUUGCAGUGGAUUUCCAAGCAUUACACCUUUCUUUUUCCACUUAGAGUAGUCUGAUUGUCAUACUUCUACCAUGGCUACUUUUUUUUUUUUUUUUUUUUUUUUAAACUUAGCGUACAAAAAUAAAACCCUAAAAUUAAGCAUAUAGGCCAGGGGAUACCAUGAAGUAUUUAUGCUGCUACCUAGUUUUAUUGCAUUUUUUUUCAUAAAGAUUGCGGAAAUUCAAUUCUGAAUUCUUCAUCUGAACACAAUGCUGUUGACUGAUGCCUAGCCGAAAAGUUUUCUUCCCUUGUUUUUCGUCUGUCUCUCAACUUUCUUUGCAUUUGAAAGAAAAGCACAAUUGUUCAGGUCAAGGGAGAUUGAAUUCAGUUUUGUCUAAAUUAUGUUGCUCACUUUAACCAGGCUGUAAUUAAUUUCUUUGUUUAUAAACUGUGUUAGCUAAUAUUUGACUACAUGUUCACUGUGACGUAAGAGUUAUAUUUGUUGCUGGAUUUCUUUUAA